UAAAUAAAAUUUACUUAUUUUCAAAAGCGUUUUACAAUAAAAAGACACGUCAGUAUUAAAUUGUUUACCUUUUUACUAAUGCUAAAAAUUAAGUAUAAAGCAAAGCAAUUAUACAUUUAUAAUUGACCAGAAUCCUACCUACGCGAAACUUUUGAAUUAUAAUGUAUAAAUAUUUUGAUAUUUUAUUCAGAAAGAAGUUUCCUUAAUAAAAGAUUAAUGAAAGAAGAUUUCCAAAUGUUUUGUAAAAAACACUGAAUGUUUCAGAAUUCUGAACGAAACCUUGCACGCAUGACAUUGACAGUUGCACGCACCUCACAUCCGUUUGCUUCGAACGAAAAUGUUUGAUAAAAGUUGAUAAGAAUGCGCCCAACGCCGCAAGAUCACUCGAGCGAGGACCUUUGAGUUUAUCGUACGAUACGUGACGCCGCGGAACGUCUGUGAUUACUCGCGCUCGCGGCACUGAAGCCUCGUCAGUUUAGUAUCUAAGCGUGUAGUGAUGAGUUUCCGGAGGGAAGUGUUGCAAGUGGUGUCGGGCUGGCAGGCCGUGGAGCUGGUGUUGAAGUGUCUGUUGCUGGGUGUGUGGCAGUUGGCGCAGAUAGCGGUCAAGCGGCUCUGGAAGGGGCCCCGCAGAAAAGCGCUUAAAAACUCGCACGUAGAGGUCACCGUCGACUCCUCGAUCGGAAGACACUGCUACAUUAAGAUUAUGGGUGUGAAGUACCAUUAUAUAGAAACAGGCCCAAAGACAGGUCACAAAGUACUAGUCCUCCCAGAUGCACCAGAAACUGCAGACCUGUGGGGUCCGAACUGGUGCUACAUGGUGAAGCAGCUGGCAGACACUGACCACCACAUCAUCACGCUGGACCUGCGGGGAACGGGGGCGAGUGAGGGAGGCAGCCGGAGCGACUUGUCUCCUCCGAGGGCUGUAGAGGAGCUGGCCAAGCUGAUGUCAGCACUGGGGGUGUCGGAGCACAAUCCCGCCACUGUCAUUGGGUUUGGGAUUGGAGGAAUGCUUACAUGGUAUUUAGCGCACUGCCAUGGCGGCCUCGUGAGACGCAUGGUGGCGGUGGGCGCGCCGCACCCUAAUCUCUACUGGCAGUUUCCGCCCGCGCCCUUUUGCCGCGAAGCGUUGCACUUCAUACAGUGGCCCCACUUCCCGGAGCGCUGGCUGGCGGAGAGCGGCGACGGCAGCCGCUGCACGCGCGCUAGGGAUUGGGUCGGCGCGCUGCAUUAUGUGAGAGGCGCGGCAUGGUGGCGCGUGCGGACGGGGGCCCUCGUGUCCGCGCCGGCGCUGCUGGUGGGCGGGGAGGGCGGCGCGCCCGAGCUGGUGAGCUCCGCGCAGCACUGCGCCGCGCCCACGCUGCGGCUCGUGGCCAGCCCGCUGCCCGACGACCCGCAGCUGCCGAGGGUGCUCGCAGACUUCCUCAAACCGGUGGAGAAGUUCCCGGGGAAGGAGCCGGUGCGCGCCGGGCUGGUGGGGCGCAUGCUGAGCCGCGGCCGCGAGCUGACGGCGCGCCUGGCGCUGCCGGCGCAGGCCUGACCGCGUGUGGCCCGGCGCAGGCCUGACCGCGUGUGGCCCGGCGCAGGCCUGACCGCGUGUGGGCCGGCGCAGGCCUGACCGCGUGUGGGCCG
Cydia pomonella (codling moth) is the source of this 1629-nucleotide messenger RNA. Its product is annotated as epoxide hydrolase 4-like. Bases 497 to 1537 code for a protein of 346 amino acids. Gene Ontology annotation, molecular function: hydrolase activity. Lineage: Eukaryota; Metazoa; Arthropoda; Insecta; Lepidoptera; Tortricidae. The record is from RefSeq and is a predicted model, not a curated record. The transcript is spliced from 6 exons.